Dunckerocampus dactyliophorus (ringed pipefish) is the source of this 5931-nucleotide messenger RNA. Its product is annotated as integrin alpha-M-like. Gene Ontology annotation, molecular function: integrin binding. The transcript is spliced from 30 exons. Bases 134 to 3535 code for a protein of 1133 amino acids. Gene Ontology annotation, cellular component: external side of plasma membrane; integrin complex. The record is from RefSeq and is a predicted model, not a curated record. NCBI's taxonomy places the organism in Eukaryota, Metazoa, Chordata, Actinopteri, Syngnathiformes, Syngnathidae. Gene Ontology annotation, biological process: cell-matrix adhesion; integrin-mediated signaling pathway; cell-cell adhesion.
UUUCUUCUUCUCUGACUUCCUCUUUCUGCCGCCAUGCUUUUGAUUCCGUCACAUCACCUUCUUCAUCUUCCUCUUUAACUGUUUCCACGCAGCAUUGUCAGUGUAUUUUGGUGUCGUCCAUUGGAGCGACACAAUGGAGUGGCUGCUUUUUAUGACAUUUUUCACGACAGUCGUUAUAGCUGCAUUUAGUUUCAAUAUUGAGCCUGUGGCUUGGAGGUCCCUAAGGAACCCUGCAGAAGGUUUUGGAUACCAGAUAGUACAAAGACGGUCAGACUUGCUGGUCAGUGCACCCCUCGCUCAGUACUCUCAAAACAGAAGGGGGCAAAUAUUUAAAUGUUCCACUGAGUCCUGCCGUGUGCUGGAAAUUUCAGAGCCGGAUUUUGCAGUCAACAUGUCUCUGGGUUUGACAAUGACAGUUGAUGCCCCCACACGAAACACGAUGGUUUGUGGUCCAACCAUCCCAAAAGACUGCGGAAGUAUCACCAUGUACAACGGCGUGUGCUUGGAGAUUGACCAGCUGGAUCAAGUCGGAUCUCCUGUGCCUUCUUCUCUUACAGAGUGUCGAAGCCAAGCAGACAUCGCAUUUCUGCUGGAUGGCUCGGGCAGCGUAGCUUUGGAAGAUUUUGAAAGAAUGAAGACUUUUGUCAGUGAUCUUAUCAGCACCUUUGUGGGCAAAGACUCCAGGUUUGCCAUUGCCCAAUUCUCCACAAAUCCGACCAUCCACUACUAUUUUGACACCUUCAAUGUUAAUAACUGGCAACAUGACAUUAAUGCAAUCAAUCAGAUAACGGGAUGGACGUACACAGCUGUUGCAAUCCAACAUGUUGUGAAUAAUAUCUUCUUGCAAAACAGAGGCUCUAGAGCCAAUGUGAAGAAGAUUUUAAUAGUGAUCACAGAUGGAGAAUCCAAUGACAGUGGUUACUUGUCAUCUGCAGCAACUGCAGCCCAAAAUAAAAAUAUUAUUCGAUUUUCUAUUGGGGUGGGAGAUGCAUUUACUAAACCCGAUGCAAUACAAGAGUUGAACACCAUCGCAUCUUCUCCCUCACAAAAGUAUGUGUUUAGAGUGGACAGCUUCAAUGCCCUUAAAGAAAUACAGCGGACUUUGGAGGACACCAUCUUUGCUAUUGAAGGGUCUCACUCAAGUGGCGAGACGCUGAAAAUGGAGAUGGCUCAGCAAGGAUUCAGUGCAGCUUAUGUGCCUGGAGGAAUACAGAUAGCGGCUGUCGGGGCAAACCAAUGGAGAGGAGGCUUCCUGACAAGCCCGAUGAAAAGUCCCUAUUUGCCUACAAACAUUGAACCUGAUAGCUAUUUGGGUUAUUCCAUAGCGACUGCCCAAACUCCGUACGCGAUGUUGACGGUUGUUGGUGCUCCGAGAUAUCAGCACAGAGGAGUUGUGAUGGUGAUUUCCCCAAACCAUGUUGACAAAAUAGAUCCCUUUAAAUGGCAGUAUCAGAUCGGUGAAUAUUUUGGGGCGGUCGUGUGCGCUAUGGAUGUGAAUCGGGAUGUCAACACGGAUGUCAUCCUUAUAUCUGCCCCCAUGUUUGUGGAAGACAAUAGAGAGGGGAGGGUUUACGUUUGCAUCAUAACCAUUUUGAAAGUUGAGUGUAGUUUCGACUCUCCGGUAGUACUGAAAGGAGCCGAAUCGCGCAGAGGACGAUUUGGCGCUUCCCUUGCCGUACUUCCCGACCUCAACACUGAUGGACUAAACGAUUUGGCAGUCGGGGCGCCUCUGGAGGACGAUGGUCAAGGCAGCAUUUAUAUAUUUCACGGCGAAGGACCCGGAAAGAUCACUCCUACUUUCUCUCAGAGAAUUGCAGGGUCAAAAGUCAAGGCAGGGCUUAAGUUCUUUGGCAUGUCCAUCAGCCAGUCCUCCUCGGACCUCAGCAGGGACAACCUGCCUGACCUGGCGGUGGGUUCAAAAGGAACAGUCGUCUUACUCAGAUCCAAACCCGUAGUAAUGGUUGAAUCAGCAUUGUCCUACAUGCCGAAGCAAAUCUCCAUUCAAAAUGCUGACUGCACCAAACCGAUGGACAACAAAGCUGAGAUCUGCUUUAUGAUGAUCAAACACUCGGCUGUCCAAAGAGCCACAGCGAGGGUUAAUUAUACUUUCACGCUGGAUGCCACCCGCAAGGUGCCAAACAACCGAGCUUAUAACAGUGACAAAAAUCAUAAUCGAGAAACGACUGGGAAUAUUAUUCUUGAUCUAGCAAUGCCGAAAUGCUUCAAGGUCAAUUUCAUCAUCGAGCCCUGCCCAGAAGAUGCUUUGAAUCCUCUUUACAACGAGCUCAGAUUUACAUUUGAGGGUUUGCCUGGGGCCAAUAACCUGAGCCCAAGUCUGGCAGAGCAAGCCCAGACCACCACCCUUCAUCCGUUAGCCUUUGAGAUCGACUGCGGCAGAGACAACAAAUGUGAAGAUAACCUCCAUUUGGAUUUCAACUUUACCAGCUCUUCAGAGGUUAGAGUGGGCAUAGAUGAGCUCUUGAAUGUCACCGUAUCUGUGGAAAACCUGGCGGAAAACUCCUACAACACCCUUGUUGUUCUUACAUACCCAGAUGGGUUCUCCUACAGGAAGUUCACAAGCCUGCAGGGACGAAUCGAGUGCAACUCCUUGGACAGUGAGGCUGGCAUAUCUCGUGGCAAGACAGACUGCGCCAUUGAUAAGCCCAUUUUCAGAAGUAACGCAAAGGCUGUCUUCAUUGUGUCGUACGGCAUUGAAAUCAACAGCCAACUGGACAACAGUAUUUUCGUCACUGCGAAUGCAACAAGUGGGAACGAGCAACACUCUGCUUUAAGCCAACUCUACAAAAUUCAAGAAAUUGGCGUUAAGUACAGCAUUUUUAUAACAAUGGAAAGUUCUCUCAGCUAUGUCAAUUUCACCUACGGAAAGAAUAAUCUGCAGAAGUCAGUCCAGCCAUCCUUUCUGGUUACAAACAACAUCCGAGCCCUGAACUUCACCGUGGUGAUCAGGGUCCCGAUCAAACUUGCCGAUAAGGACAUCUGGGCAGAUUUGAGCACUUUGCAGAUUCCAGACUGCCAAACACAUGUCGAUGAAGGCGCUAACAUCCUGGAUUUUGUUGGUCAGAUACAAAAAAAUAAGAUAAUUGACUGCUCAGUCGCGACAUGCAGGGUAUUCAAGUGCAACAGCUUCAUGGGAAGACUCGAGGGCAAACGGUACACAAUCUCUGCCAACAUGAGUUCAGAAUGGAUCCAGCAGAUUGGCCUCACUGAGGCCAAGUUCAUGUUGACCAGCACAGCCAGUCUGGAGUACGACAGGAACCAGUACAUCUUCUAUUCCACAUCGUCUAAUAACAUCCCCCCGGUUCGCAAGAUUGAGACAGUGGUAGAAGUGUAUCCUCAACCGGAUUUUACCAAAGAGAUAGUAGGAGGUUCCUUAGGAGGCUUGGCUUUGUUGGCUUUACUCACAGCUGCCCUUUACAAGGCUGGAUUUUUUAACAGUAAAUACAAGCAGAUGAUGACUGAUGCAGACGGUGCAGAAACAGACGGGCUUGAAGAGGCCAUGCCCACACAGGAAUAAAUAAUUCACUUUGGCAUUUUCAGUGAAAUGUCCAUUACUCCAAUUGGUAAUGCAUAUUUGAAACAUUGUUGAAUCGAUUUUUACUAUACAACAUAUAGAAAUAAUGAUAUGUAAAAAUACAUUUUGAAUGUUUUUUUACUAACCAAUUUUAAUUGUACAGCAAACAACAUAUUAUACACAAUGAACAUAUGUGAUAGUACUUCAUGAUGUAUAAUUUUCUAGCAACACAUUUCCACCAAGCAGCAUUCAGAAAUAUAUAAAUAUAUAUUGUCAAAAGAAACGCCUUUUCCAUCUAGUUUGCUCUUAGUGUCUAGCUAGUGUCAAUGAGAUAUUGUGAGAUUAAAACGUUGCAAUAUUUCUCGUUUAAGCAAAGAGCUGUCUUGCGGGUACAGGGCAGCAAGAAGCCUAUCAGACUGUAGCUAUGGCAUCACUACUGUGAAUGAUAAUGCACUGCAAUGGCAGUGCGUGAGACAUUAUUGGAACCGCACAUUAAGUGCCUUAUGCACACUAUAAACCUUAAAAGCCAACUUAAGCUCGGUGUUACCAGCGUCACUCGUUUGCUCAAGAUGCGUGGUUGCUUUUUUCAUCAGUCCAAGCAGAAGCUCUAGUAAUUAUACACUUGAUUAAACUUAUUAAAGAUUUGCCAGAUCAAAACAGGAUCGCUGCUUAGGUCUUGUAUCAAAACAUUAUACUAGUGUCUAUUUCGGAAAUUCACUACUUCCUGGUUCCGCACUCGUAAAAGGAUCAUGGGAACUUGGGUUGGGCGAUAAUUUGUAUAUACCGGUAUACAGGUAUGAAUUCUUCCAAUGAUAAGAAAAUGACUUAUACCGGUAUAAAUGAUAAACGGAAACAAGCCGAGUUGAUGACUGAGCGCCGCGGUGCACUGUAUUGCCGUAUUGGUGCCUCCCGUGUACCACAGCAUGGAGGGCCCUAUGAUUUCUGCGUUAACGGAAUCGCAGAAUUGGCCAAUAAAUAAAUGAACAUAAUGUGAAUGAAAUGCUGUCAUGGUGAGGAGAAGGAACGUUCGUGUGGGGAAGUAUUUACUCUGCGGACUGCUCAAUCGUUGCACGAUUAUUACACUAAACCGCCUCCUCCCAAACUAAACAGGUUGAAACGGCGAAACCUCUUCUUACGGAGUGUGAAUGGAAGCUGGCGGGGUUAGCUUAGUUUAGCAUGCUAAUGCGGUUAUGUGUCUGUGCGACUCCGCCUGGAUGAGUGUAUUUUCACCGCGUUAUGUUUUACUGCUUUCAUACAAGGAGCGUUUUAAAAUGCUUGAUGAUGACGUGCAGGUUGUGAGUGAAAAAAGACGAGAAGCAUGUUUAUUCUUGCUCCCAGCUUGUCUUACAGACAUUCUCAACACUCACGGCACACACUUUCAGCCUUCAAAAUAAGAGUGCCCAUGUCGUCUGUGUAAACAAAAUAAGAGUGCCAUAAAAAAUAUUUUGCAUAUGCAGUUGGAAUUGCAUCGGUGAUUACAUCUUCCUUAAUCACAACGACGGGCAUUACAGUUUGUUGAAGAUUUUGUAGCAAUGUGUGUAGAUGCUGACAUCCCAUCAGGAAAAUUAGCUAGGCUACGCCUAUUUCUGAAUUACUGGGCAAAACUGUCCAUUGAUGUAUUGCAUCAAUAAAUAUUAGGAUUUUUGCAUUUAAUGAACUGACAUUUUACUCACUAACCCACAAAGCACACCCCCUAUGCUGGUAAAAAUAAGUGUAAAAUGAGCAAAUGUGGAGUAAGAGACUAUAAUAUGCAAAGUUUUUAUAGUAACGGUGAUGGCAAAAGGUGGGAACACGAUAAAUUUGUUCUAAUAUCUCAAACACAGAAUUGAGUACAUCGAGUGUGUCAUGAAGUGUGAGACAGAGUCAGCGAGCAUGACUACACUUACCCAGUCAAAAAUACAAAACGCUUAGUUUGGUAGACACUAAAUGCACUUGCUGUAUUGCAGUUUGUUAUUAGUGUAUUUACUUAUAUGGGUUAAGGUUUGUAGCUUUUCAUACAAGACUCCGAUGAAUUGAAUCAUAUUGUCAUAUCACCCAAAAAUAUGGUGGUACACAUAAACAUAAAUGAGUAGCAACUACAACGGCUGUCAUUAUUUAAAUUUUUAUAAUUUUGUUAGUUUAGUUAUAGUUUCAAUUUGUGGAAAGAAGUACAACAGUAGAAAGCAUCAUGCUUAGGUGAUGCAUGAAAAGUUAUAAAACACUUCAAAAUGUACCUGUCACCAUUGUGACUCAGCUAAAUGAAAGUCUGUUCAUUCAGUCCUAUAGUUUGUCAUUGUCACAUACAACAAUGUAACAUUAAAGAGCCAAAUUGGGGUUCCAAAUUGUGAUGCUUGAUGGAAAUGUGUCUUAAGUGCUGUAACUACAGCACUAUAAGAGGUUGAAGGGCAGCAAUAAAUAGU